Messenger RNA from Boeremia exigua, 4113 nucleotides. RefSeq lists its product as uncharacterized. The coding region runs from base 1 to 4113 and encodes 1370 amino acids. The record is from RefSeq and is a predicted model, not a curated record. Gene Ontology annotation, biological process: mitotic spindle assembly checkpoint signaling; ribosome biogenesis; endoplasmic reticulum to Golgi vesicle-mediated transport. NCBI's taxonomy places the organism in Eukaryota, Fungi, Ascomycota, Dothideomycetes, Pleosporales, Didymellaceae. Gene Ontology annotation, cellular component: RZZ complex. Gene Ontology annotation, molecular function: protein binding. The transcript is spliced from 5 exons.
AUGCCUCCGCAGAUAUCAGAUGAGCAGCUUGGCGACGCGAUUCUUCAGUCAGCCGAGCAUGGAACAUUUCCGCAAGAUGGAGAUGUGGCAUCUGCGACCAUACCGUCGAGCGCACUCCCUAAGCUGCUAGAGAAGGUUGGAAAGGCAAGAGAGGAUGCCAAAGACGAAGUGCGCAAAGUGUCCCGCGAAGCCGCGUCCGACGUCGACGGAUGGAUAGCGCAAGCCCGAAAGCUGCAAGACGACAUCAAGCGCUCCCAAGAUACCGCCAAGGAGAUUGUACAACUCGCUGAAGAAGGAAAGGCGAAUACUGCGCACGUCCAAGAUGCAGCCAGUAAGCUCAGCCUGCUGCACACCGAGCUUGCGUACAACGAGAGUUUGGCGCGCGUCGUCGAGCAGCUGAGAGACAUCUCCACACUACUGGACUCGGCGCAGGAUGCCGCCGUUCGAGGUCAUGUUAUGUAUGCUAUUCAGCGUCUCGAGGAUGUGGACAGUGCAUUUAAGAGUCUGGGACCGUUCCAAUCUACACGCGUGGUGGGUGUUUUGAAGAGCAAGGAGUCGCAAAUGCGCAAGGCCGUUGUUGAAACGGUCACGGACACCUGGAAUCGACUGUUGGAGGUUGAUACUGCAAACAACAAGGUCACUUUGAGGGACUCGAUCGAACAAGAAACCACGAUCAGUGUCAACGAUGUCGUCGAGCAGCUCACAAAGCUUGAUCUCCUGGACAACUUGAUCGCCCGCUUUUGCCGCGAUUUUGACAAGACGAUCUUAUCGCACCGCCUUAUCAUCGGCCAGGAUCAAAUCGUCACCGCAUUCGAUAUUCAAGGUGACAGUAUACAGCUUACGGGGCCUGUCAACGAUGGAAGUGUCAAGGCGACCCUGGAAGACAUUCACAAGAUCGCUGAGUUCCUCAGCACUCGUUUACCACCUUCUAUUGCCUUACCACUCUCAUCGAAGUUGGUACCCAUCAUCGCAUCGCGUUUGAUCAAAGAGUACCUCCACCCCGCGGUACCAACUUCCACAGACGGAGUUCAGGACUUCCAGGUUACACUUUCCUACGUCCUGGGUCUGGUAGAGUACCUCGAUGAGCUUGAGUGGACCGGCCAAAGUCGCUUGACCGAGUGGGUUGAUAAAUCAGCCGAGAUCUGGCUAGCCAAACAGAAGGAGAGUGCCAUUGCCCGAGUGCAAAAGCUGUUUCCGAAACAAGUCAAGAUCAAGAAGACUGUGGAGAAGGUGGAAACACAGGUCAUCUCGAAGGGUGAUGCGUUACACCCUGCACAGGAUGUAGAUGCUGAACAGGAAAACGACUGGGGCGCCGACUGGGGAGACGACGAUCAACCUGUCAAGGGGGACGGGAACACUGCGGCACAGGAUCUGGAAGAAGAGGACAUGAGCGCUUGGGGGAUUGAUGAAGAUGAGCCUACAGAAGAAACAAAAGUUGAAGCAAAAGCAGAAGAAAAGAAGCCUGCUGAAGACGAAGACGCAGAAGAUUGGGGUAACGACUGGGAUGAUGACGAAGAGACAAAAUCAGCACCUUCACCGCAAGCGCAUACAAAAUCGCCACGUGGCAAGACCAACGGGCAGCCUACACAACAGCCGCCUACAGAACAGCACGUCACACUGAGGGAAACUUAUACUGUGACAGCUAUCCCGGACUCAAUCAUCGAGAUCAUCCUACAGGUAGUCACAGAUGUAGAGACCCUCAACUCACCCGAGCUCGUCAAAUCCGCAAUCUCGCCUGCGAGCGGGGGCUUGUUCGCUAUUCCUAGCUUACUUCUCGCGAUGUAUCGGGCUACCGCUUCAGUGCACUACUCUACCGACGCUGCAGGCAAUAUGCUCGUCUACAACGACUGCGAACGGCUUUCGGAUCGGUUACGGACAGUUAUACACGACCAAGCAGAGAAAGACCGCUCUUCAAGUCUUCCGCAGCUGCUCCGACCUUCAGUUCGCCUGACACCUAAGAUCGAGGCCGAUAUCAAGACGAUAGAUGGCUUCAGUCGGAGGGCGUACGGAAAAGAGAUGGAGUCGCAAAGACAGAUUAUCAAAGAUCAUCUUGAGGACGCGCAAGGCUUCCAAGGAUGUACCAACGUCCCAUUUGCAACGGUAUGCGAUGACGCCAUCGCGACAACAAUCGACCGCAUUGGCGGUGUGAAGCGACAAUGGCAGAGCAUAGUAUCUCAGAGGGUUCUCGUUCAGUCUCUUGGAUCGCUUGUCAGCACUGCAUUCACAAAGUUCAUCAAUGAUGUGCUCGAUAUGUCAGACAUUGCAGAGGAUGAGUCAACAAAGUUGCACAGUUACUGCAUGUCAUUAGCGACACUUAAUCAGUACUUCCAAACACAAGAGGAAGGAGAGACCAGGGACACAGCAAGCUUGUACGUCCAAAACUGGUUCAGACUGCAGUAUCUCGGUGAGAUACUGGCUGGAAGCCUGGCAGAUAUUAAGUAUCUGUGGAAUGAGAGUGAGCUUAAGCUGGAGAUGGGUGCUGAAGAAGUUGUAGGCUUGAUCGAGGCUCUGUUCGCCCCCAGUGAUCUCAGAAGAAGAGCGAUCGCGGAGAUCAGGAGGACAACUGCGACUACGCUUCACGGAUGCCGAUUGGCUAGCGGAGUCGCUAGCGUGGCCCCACCUGCCGUUCGAAAAGUUCCAGGAAAUUUCCAGACGCCAACGGCGAUCGCAACAGCAGAACGGACGAUAGCAUUCGAAAUGGAGUACACCGCCUCAGACACCAAGGUGCAGAUUCGCCUCAGCACUCGCGAUCCUGCUCUACAGAUCGCCGAGGAUCCGACAGUAUUGCUGGUGCAGACUUCUCUGAGCCGACACCAGCUUUCUACCCUCGUGAACGACCUCCUGCACCGUGACGCAAACCGUAUCCCGUUCGACAUCCUCAUCAACGGCCAAUUUCUGCGCACCUCGAUAGAUGAAUUCCUCACGAAGAACGGUAUCAACGCAGAGAAUACCUUGGACGUCGAGUACACACGGGCCCUGGUUCCACCGCUCAAUGUCACAAGCUUCGAGCACGAUGAUUGGGUCUCAGCUGUAGAUGUGCUGUCCCGAUCCUCGCCGGCGGGGUUGUGGUCAGGCGGAAACGUGCAGAGCGGCCAGGAGAGGAUUUUGAGCGCUAGUUACGACGGUCUCGUACGCGUAUGGAACACCUCUGGCGACGUUCUAGCGACAUCGGAGGCGCCAAACAAUGGCGGCAGGAUAACAAGCUUGAAGACUGCGAAGUGGCUGUCCGACAAGAAGAUCGUUGCGGCGGGUCUGGACAACACAGUUCGAGUCUACAAGUAUGAUGAUGAUGCGCGCACUAUCACAACGAGCCUUGAGCUAUUUAACCACAGGUGGGCUGUUGAGGACAUUGCCGUUCACGGGCCCUCCAGCCGCAUCCUCUCCGCCUCCUCAGACAGCACCAUCUCCCUCUUCUCCAGCAAUACCAAGGAAAGCCCGGUGGCGCCCGCAAACCUCCUCCCCAACUCGACCGCCGCCUCAAACAAGCGCCAGAAACUGUCAAAGCCCGACCGCACAGUCCCCGCGCGCGGCGCACUCGCAACCUUCACCGGCCACGCAGCGCCUGUUUCCAGCGUCAUCUUCAAGCCUGACGACGCAACAGUCGCCUACUCCGCCUCGCACGACCACACCAUCAAGACCUGGGACUUCCCGACACAGUCCUGCGUCGACACCCGCACAACCGGCCACGCCCUCCUCUCGCUCUGCGCCAUACCCGCGCGCAACCUCCUCGCCACUGGUACCUCAGCGCGCCACAUCACGCUCGUCGACCCGCGCGUCUCCGCCACCCAGAUUAGUGUUAUGACGCUGCGCGGCCACAAGAACGGCAUCGUGUCGCUCGCCACCGACCCGAACUCCGAGUACAAUCUCGUCUCCGGCUCGCAUGACGGCACCUGCCAGAUUUGGGAUCUGCGCAACGUCACCACGGGCGGUCAGGUCGGCGAGGGCAUGGCCGGCGAGAGCGUGUACACGAUCAACCGGCAGGGCGCGAGCGGGCCGGCCAAGAGCCACGGCGAGGGCGUCAAGGUGUUCAGCGUGAACUGGGACAAGGAGGUAGGCAUUGUGAGCGCGGGCGAGGACAAGAAGAUCCAGAUCAACCGUGCGCUGGACUUGUAA